This is a messenger RNA of Didymella exigua CBS 183.55, 1569 nucleotides long. Its product is annotated as UPF0016-domain-containing protein. The record is from RefSeq and is a predicted model, not a curated record. Gene Ontology annotation, cellular component: Golgi apparatus; fungal-type vacuole membrane. Gene Ontology annotation, biological process: Golgi calcium ion homeostasis; manganese ion transmembrane transport; Golgi calcium ion transport. The coding region runs from base 1 to 1569 and encodes 522 amino acids. The transcript has 3 exons. Lineage: Eukaryota; Fungi; Ascomycota; Dothideomycetes; Pleosporales; Didymellaceae. Gene Ontology annotation, molecular function: manganese ion transmembrane transporter activity; calcium ion transmembrane transporter activity.
AUGAAGCUGCGACAGACGCUCAUUCUCCUGCCGGCGCUGCAGGUGCUUGCCCGAUCCACAGUGGCCGAUGUCGAUGGCAGACGGCUCCUCGUCAAGCGGGCAGUAGACCCUGCCUACAGCAAUCCUAUCCCCGACCCCUCGCCCGCCGCGGCCGCGCCAGGCGCAUUCAAGGGGACGAAAGAUGCGCCCGUCGACGGCUUCGACGGCAAGCCGCACGCCGGCCCGUACGUCGACGACACGCCCACAUCGCACGACAAGCAGCCCGCGGUAGUCGAGGACCUGGGCACCGGCCAGAAGACGGUUCCGGGGUCCAAGGACUCGACCCUGGUCGGCGCGGCCAAGGACGUGCUGGAUGGCGACAAGAGCGUCAUGCAGGACCCAGACAGGAAGGCUGCGACAGGCAAGACGGGCGUCGAGGGCGGCGUCUCGGCAAAGGACAAGGAGCGUCUGGCGCACGAGGACAAGACGGGCUCGAAGAAGGAGCAGGUGCCCACGCCGCCCAAGGAAGCCCAGCCGCUGCCUCACGGCGAGCAGUCGCAUCUAAAGGACGCGGCAGCUGCCGAAACGACAUCCACCCGUCUUGCCGGCGCAGUCGGCCUCGAGAAACCCACCGACCUGCCAGACGCACCCCACGACGACGCGCCCCACCCCGUCCCCGACUCGCUCUCCAAGUCAGACCCCCUCGACACCACGCCCCCAAAGACCAAGACCCCCACGUCCGGCAUGGCCGACGACGAGGCCGGUGGCGUCAUCCAGCCCUUGCACUCGUUCAUCCUGUCCUUCACCAUGAUCAUCUUCUCGGAGAUUGGAGACAAGACGUUCCUCGUAGCCGCCUUGAUGGCCAUGCGCCACCCCCGCCUUGUGGUCUUCUCCGCCGCCUUCUCUGCUCUCGCUGUCAUGACAGUUCUCUCUGCUGUGCUCGGUCACGCUGUACCGGCCUUCCUGUCUGAGCGCUUCACGCAUCUGGCUGCUGCGAUUCUGUUCCUCGUCUUCGGUGUCAAGCUGCUGCGCGAGGGCCUCGCCAUGAGCCCUGAUGAUGGCGUGGGCGAGGAGAUGCGCGAGGUCGAGGAGGAGCUUGAGGAGAAGGAGCAGCUUGCGCGUUCCAAGGGUCGCCGUCGCUCGUCCAUCUCGCCUUAUGCGCUCGAGUCUGGCCGUGCACGACGCUCUCGCUCCGGCUCCAGGCUGCCCGCACCCGCUCGCAGCCCCUCUACCUCCCCCGACCGAUCGCCCUCUCCCCGCGGCUCCUCCUUCGCUGGUGCUCUGAGCGGGAUCAACAACCUUUUCUCGCUGCUUCUCAGCCCCGCCUGGGUGCAGACUUUCGUCAUGACCUUCCUUGGAGAGUGGGGCGACCGCAGUCAGAUUGCUACCGUGGCUAUGGCUGCAGGUUCUGACUACUGGUGGGUCACUGCCGGUGCCACUGUUGGACACGGCAUUUGCACUGCAGGUGCGGUCAUUGGCGGUCGCGCCAUUGCUGGCAAGAUCAGCAUGCGUAACAUCACGCUUGGCGGCGCAAUUGCCUUCCUCUUCUUCGGCAUCAUUUACGCUUUCGAGACAUACUACCACGAGUAA